Molecule: messenger RNA, 366 nt
Organism: Linum trigynum
Lineage: Eukaryota; Viridiplantae; Streptophyta; Magnoliopsida; Malpighiales; Linaceae
Source: the annotation of a GenBank genome assembly
AUGGCUUCUCACACCUCUCGCAUUGUUGAUCUGGAGACGCAGAUGGCGUCGGUUCAGCUUCAACUAGAGUCUCAACACCAAGACUUGAAGACCGCCAUUGCGGAGCUUGCUGCGUCCACAAAGGAUAAUCUAGAUGCAUUGGCGGCGUCUUUCGCUCGCAGUCGGGAGAAAUCUCCGGUUCGUUCGCCGCCGCAAUCGCAGGCUCCCUUCGCCGAGGCACAACAUUUUCGUUCUCCGCAGCGGCGACCAUCGUUACUGGAUCACUAUCCUCGCUUGGAGUUCUCCUACUUCUCAGGUUCCGAUCCUCAUGUUUGGGUGAUCAAGUGUCAUAAGCUCUUUAUUCUCUACUCGAUUCCUGAAGAAUAG